Molecule: messenger RNA, 1014 nt
Organism: Heterostelium album PN500
Lineage: Eukaryota; Evosea; Eumycetozoa; Acytosteliales; Acytosteliaceae
Product: protein serine/threonine kinase
Exons: 1
Coding region: 1-1014 (337 amino acids)
Source: RefSeq, a predicted model, not a curated record
AUGCUGCACAAGGAUCAACGUAAGCAAUUCGAGUUGACUCUCCAAACAUGUGACACUGAAUUCCAAAAGAAACUGCAGAGACAACGACAAGAGGAAGAUGAAGUUCUUGCUAUUCACCAACAGGAAGCAUUCAACCGUCUACAAGAGAAACAAGCCGCUGCACUGCGUGAAUUGGACGAACAAUUUGCACAACAGCGUAAUAAAUUUGAACAGGAGUAUCAAUUUGGCGAAGAGGAGAUUUUGAUUGACCAAUACAAAGAGAAGCGACACUUGUUGAAACAACAACACAAUGAACAAAAACAGAUCUACCAAGAGCAAAUCCAACAGCAAUCUCGUUUACAACUCGAACAAUUCAAGGAGUCGCCAUCGCUGCUCCAAGAACACCACACCAAGCAGAAAGAGGUACUCGAAGAGCAAAACAAGGAGCGUCUCUCCCUGCAGCAAGAGGAGCACAGAAUCCAACAAGACUCUCUAAAGAAACAGGAGCAAAAGAAGAAAGGUGGUGUAGUCACCGAUCUUCCAUCGACUCUGGCCGCCAUGCAACAGGAGCAAUCGAAUCAACUCCAGAUUCUCUCUCAACAACUUCAAAACGAAAUCGCAGCUAUGCACGAACGUCACCAGAAGGAAACAAGCGCACUUGCCACCGAUCAACAGAAGCAACAGGAACAGCUCGUCGUCGACCAGCAGAAACUCCUUCACGAUCUCACUGAAGAACAAAAGAAGCAGACACAAAAAGUCAAGUCUGAGUGUCCUUCUUUCAAAGACAACGGUCAACACAAAAAGAAGACUGGCGUCCCACUUUCAAUUCCAGCCAAGUUUAUCAGUGGCAACGGCAAAGACAGUGGCAGUACACCAAGCAACAACAUCAAACACAGCAGAUCAUUUUCAACUUCAUUACCAUCAUUCAAAUUUGAUACAAACAACGGCAACAGCAGUCUACUCUCCAAUAGCGGUGGCCACGAGAAAACUCACAGCCACAACCUUAGUAGCAGUAACCUGGCUCACGAACAAUAG